Drosophila bipectinata is the source of this 826-nucleotide messenger RNA. RefSeq names its product antigen 5 like allergen Cul n 1-like. The record is from RefSeq and is a predicted model, not a curated record. NCBI's taxonomy places the organism in Eukaryota, Metazoa, Arthropoda, Insecta, Diptera, Drosophilidae.
AUGGAGUUCUUCCUGGUUCUGAUUGCGGUACUCUCUCAUUUCCUGGCCCUCGAGGCCCAGAUCUUGGGGUCUUUGGCCGUGCCGAAAAGUCCUUAUUGCCAGCCCAAGCUGUGUCCGAAGGGACUGAAGCACGUGGCCUGCGAAAAGUCAAUCGCGAGCUUCUCCAGUUCCUGCUCCAUCCAGAGCCUGCAGCUGGUCAACCUGACGGAGCACACGGAAAGGAUCGUCAAGUUGCACAAUGAGCGCCGCAACCGCCUGGCCAACGGGAAGGAGCCCACCCUGCCACGAGCCGCCCGCUUGGUGGCAAUGCAGUGGAGCAGCGAGCUGGCCGACUUGGCGGAGUUCAAUGCCAAGAUGUGCAAGGCCCAGCACGACGACUGCCACAACAGCAAGACCUUUCCCAACUCCGGCCAGAAUAUUAUUGUCUUCAACCUGACCCACAACGUGGAGAACGAGCUAUUGGAAAAACUUGUCCCGGAACUCCUCUCCCUGGGCGCCCAGACUUGGUGGUCUGAGUACGAAAACAUGACCGCUGACUCUUUAAAGGUCUACUCCUGCGACGUGAAGGAGCAAAAGAUUUACCGACACUUUGCGGUCAUGGCCGUGGAGGGCAACUCGCAUGUGGGCUGCGCCGCUGCCCAGUACUUGGUACAGAACCUGACCCAGUUCAAGCUGACCUGCAACUACGCCCGGGCGCCGGUCUGCGGACAGCAGGUCUACAGUUUCCGGCCCGUGGGCUGUAAGACGGGCCGCAACAGGAAGCACUCGGCCCUCUGCUCUCCCGAGGAGCUGUUCCUCUGAUUACAGUUCCUCCCGCCGCAUCCUG